GUGAUUAGAGCCAGAAAGUUCAAAAUUACAAAGCACAGAGAAUUUCAGUCUCCCGGCUUGCUUUGCAAUACCCACUUCAGCCUCUCGACCCAGGCCCCGCCCACCCUGCCCACCCCCCAUCCCGGAGUAUCAUGUGGCCCCUAGUGGCUGCCAUCUCUUGCCUGACCGUGGCCUUGUCCGGAGGAAUCUCCCAGGACUAUCCCAAGAUUCUCAAUGGCACCAACGGGACCCACGGCUUCCUCCCAGGUGGCUAUACCUGCCUCCCCCACUCUCAGCCUUGGCAGGCAGCUCUCCUGAUCCAUGGGCGGCUUCUCUGUGGAGGCGUUCUGGUUCACCCCAAAUGGGUACUCACAGCAGCUCACUGCAGGAAAGAUGGGUACACAGUUCACCUGGGCAAGCAUGCCCUGGGGCGUGUGGAGAGUGGCGAGCAGGCAAUGGAGGUGGUCCGCUCCAUCCCGCAUCCUGAGUACCAGGUCAGCCCCACCCACCUGAACCAUGACCAUGACAUCAUGCUCCUGGAGUUGAAGUCUCCAGUGCAGCUCAGUGGCCACAUCCGUACUCUGCCGCUCUCCCAAGAUGACUGCCUGCCCACCGGCACCUGCUGUCGUGUGUCUGGCUGGGGUACCACUACCAGCCCCCAGGUGAAUUACCCCAAAACCCUGCAGUGUGCCAACAUUGAACUGCGCUCAGAUGAGGAGUGUCGGCAGGUGUACCCGGGGAAGAUCACUGCCAACAUGCUCUGUGCUGGUACCAAGGAAGGCGGAAAGGACUCCUGUGAGGGUGACUCCGGGGGCCCAUUGGUUUGCAACGGCAAACUCUAUGGCAUCAUCUCAUGGGGGGAUUUUCCAUGUGGACAGCCCAACCGACCUGGUGUUUAUACACGAGUCUCAAAAUACGUGCGUUGGAUCUGGGAGACCAUCAGAAACACUUCGGAGCAGAGGCGGACAAAGGGCACACAAUAAAACUGAGUUCAUUUGCCUGCCUCCCUUCCCUACUGUGCCUAUCUCACUGUGUGUUCCUCCCUUCUCUGUCACCUCUGCCCUAAGUGCCGCUUUGGAACACAGACUCAUAGUCACUGACAGCCACAUCCCCUCCACCAGCCUUGAAACACCCCAGUAACUUGAGUGCUCUACACCAAACACCAUCCAAGUCCA
This is a messenger RNA of Acomys russatus (golden spiny mouse), 1154 nucleotides long. RefSeq names its product kallikrein related peptidase 13 (gene Klk13). Bases 132 to 962 code for a protein of 276 amino acids. Gene Ontology annotation, biological process: proteolysis. The transcript has 5 exons. Gene Ontology annotation, molecular function: serine-type endopeptidase activity. Lineage: Eukaryota; Metazoa; Chordata; Mammalia; Rodentia; Muridae. The record is from RefSeq and is a predicted model, not a curated record.